Dermacentor andersoni is the source of this 1274-nucleotide messenger RNA. The record is from RefSeq and is a predicted model, not a curated record. Lineage: Eukaryota; Metazoa; Arthropoda; Arachnida; Ixodida; Ixodidae.
GUUGGAUCGAUUCAAAUAUGGCUGUUGCGGCUCUCCGCUUCUGCUCGUGAUUCCUGCCAAUGUCCUUCCCCGCUUGUGUUGUUCCGUGUGCUGUGUCAAAAGUGUCGUGUUGCUUCGCCUAGGUGUUUUUUUAAAGAAGUCGCCGAAAUCAGCGCGUAGUUAUAUAGGCUUUUUAAACUUUAGUAUGGCUGGAAACAGAGACUACUGCGAUAAGGAGGCCCUGAAGAGGGUGCUAAACGGAUCGUGGGAUGGAAGCGCCGUGCAGUUCUUGCAGAAGUACGAAAUUGAACGAACGGCCAUGUCAAACCCAUUGAUACGAAGGCUAGAGAUUUCAGACAAGUCCGUCAUUCUGGUCCAACGCUAUCAGCAAUCGCGGAAGAUGUCCCGAUCCAAGUCAACCUCCUCAUCCUUGUUCAUCGAUGACACAUCAGAUUCAGAGUGUGAACUGGAACUCACCGGAUGUCCUUUAGAGUGGCCGAUGGAACCGAAGAGCUUUUCAAUGCUUGAAUCUCCGUCAUACGAAGAUUCGAGCAAGAAUUCAGGAUCCCCAUGCAAAAACAAGCUGAGGGCUCUGCCCGCGGAUGAAGGAAGGACGCUCCUGAAUGCGGUAGUGAACAUGCUGAGCACCUGUGGCUACAAGACGGAGAUGGACCCUGUGUGGGUGGCGUGCGACAGCACCGACCCCCAGUACACAGCCUUCCUGGGUUACCACCGCGGAGGGGGCACCUGCUCCCGAGUCAUCGUCUCCUGCCGGGGUCCAAUUGAGAGCAAGGAAGACCUGCCAACCUUUGGCUGCAUCCAGAGGAAACACUUCUGGGGAUUGUCCCAGUCACACACUCAUAAAAGGAACGCAUACAUACUUUUCUACACGUCUGUGGAUAUGCGACAUCAGUUCACCUCCCAUUCCUAAGGCUUGGCCCUGGCGAGAUUAGCAUAUUGAUUAGAAUAUACGAGAAGUGAUAUUUGUUGGCAGUACAACAAUAAAUUUAUUUUACGUAUAGUAUUCUAUUUAGGGUAUAACGCCACAGAAACAGGUAUGCGGAAGUCUUAUAAGGCCAUUACGACGUAAUUAAAUGUAUAUAAUGCAGAAUUUGUUUUCAGUGUCGCUCCUUGAUGCUUCUGUGAGAUGUGGCAUGCCUUGCUGUACAUAAUUAGUUUGUAAAACUGCAAAAGGCGCAGGGUGAUCUUGUGUAGAUAUAUAAAUAAUGUAUAAUGUUGCUACCGACACAAGCAAACCAACCGUAUGUGUAGUAAAUAAAGACAUUUUUAACUUU